Paramisgurnus dabryanus is the source of this 3301-nucleotide messenger RNA. RefSeq names its product nesprin-2. The record is from RefSeq and is a predicted model, not a curated record. Gene Ontology annotation, cellular component: nuclear envelope; membrane; meiotic nuclear membrane microtubule tethering complex. NCBI's taxonomy places the organism in Eukaryota, Metazoa, Chordata, Actinopteri, Cypriniformes, Cobitidae.
GUUUGGAUCACCUGUUUCAGGUGACGUUUCAAUUUACCUUCAACUCUAAAAGAGUGAACAUUUAAAGUAAAUUGGACCUGACACGCUCUUUACAGCACAAAUUGGGAAAGUCAGUCAAUAAAAAUUGUCUGUAAAAGCCCGUGUGGCAUUUCGCGAGUUUUAUAUUUACCCUGAGGAUGAAGUGUGCACCUGUGUGAUUAUCCUAAACUUCGGGAGAUCCGUGAAGUAGGAAGCUGGAGUGGAUUGAAGUCAGACUAAGUUGCACGUGGCACUCGGUGAUGCCAGGAUGUUGGGAACGACGUCACUCAAAGCCAGUCACCAUGGAAACACCAGAAUUGCCCCUAGAGGAAGUGAUGAAGAUGGGGAAGAGAGGCGAACGUGUGUUGUUGAUAUGAACCCCCAAAUCGGUCUGCACCCACAGUCCUGCUUCCGAGACAGAAACUCCCAACUACAUGAUGAUUUAAGAGACAUCUUUAAUGACUGGUCAUCCAUUGGGGACUUAAGCCAAGAUGCUUCCUUUUACCAUGAUGGUUGUGCUAAAUUGGAGAGGAGAUGGAUGCUAUGGUAUGAGUUCAUGAAAGAACAUUCCUGCUUGGAUGACUGGCUUCGAUCAGCCGAAAAACUAGCAGCAUCCCCUAACUCCAGUCAUGUGCUGUAUGAUGUAGCAAAAGAGGAGUUACAGAAGUAUGAGAGCCUCCGUACUGAAGCCAGGAUACGUCUGUCCCAGCUGGAUGGCCUGAGCCAGAAGAGCCGAACUUUGGUUGGCCUGUUCAGAGGUUCUAUGGGUGCACGAUUGGUGGAGAUGACCAAGGAUUGUGGACAGCGCUGGGACCAGCUUAGCAACGUAGUGGACACAGUCUGUCGGCGGUUGAAGCAUUUUGUGCAUCAGCGGGAGGAUUUUGAGAGGCAGAGGGAAGAGAUGGCUGUGUGGCUGACUGAUAUGGACCUCCGGUUGACUGAAGUUGAGCACUUCUCAGGCAAAGAUACCUGCUCUAAGAUGCACCAGCUUCAGGGAUUUCAGGAAGCAGUUGGGGAGAGCGCAGGCCGACUGAAUGAUUUGCUUCAGCGUGGAGAAGAGCUGAUCCAAAGGAGCGAGCCGGCCGAUGCCCAGGCCAUCGAGAACCAGCUGCAGGAACUUCUACUCCACUGUACCCGCGUCUUUCAGGGCCUGGGCCACCUACAUACACGCCUGCUCAGCAUGAGACUGGUCUUUGAGGACGACUGGGCUCUGUGUGCCCCCGACUCCGGCUGUCCCUCUGAAAGUAUGCUGGAGGAUGAGUGUUUUGUAGAUUCCACCUCUGCACGUCAGUCUCAGUCCUGCCUCCUUCAGUCCAGUCACGAUCAUCUGGUUCUCGAGUGGGAUCCUUCAGUGGACAUUGGCGGUUCCCAUGACGACACAGACUCCUCCUCCUUCAGCGCAACUGCAGGUGUAUCUUGCACAGAGGAACCAGACAGAUAUCCGCUGAGGAGAAGGGUCUGCGUGACACAUGUGGGCUCGCCACCAGACAAUGCAACUGUCAGUGUUAAACACCAUGGCACGGAGAAGAGCUUAGAGCAUUCGGCUCCACCCCAGACCCCGGUGCCAGUCAUCAGAGCUUGUAAGCCCCAGUAUGCUGGAUCAUUUAAAACAUCCACACCUGAAACUAGGUCUUCUGAUCCAGUGACCUUUGACCCGGAGCGCAUCAGUGCCUGGCUGGGCCAGGCGCAUCAACUAUGUACCAAAGCUGUUCAAACAGAGCAUACACAACAGGCAUGCUCCAGUUUUCCGUCUGGAAAAAAGGAGGAGGGAGUGAAGUAUCAUGAGGACUCGGUCCCCCAGAGGCACCCCCACCCAAACACGUGCUCCUAUCCCCGCCCGUCUGUGACAUCAUGUGACAUCCAGCAUCACUCUUACAGACAUCACGAAGACCCACAGAGGCUGCAGGAGAGACUUUGUUUCUCCGAGUCAUUGGAGGACAACAGCUGCACAAAGUCGAAUCGUGACCCGUGUGGACUGAAGAGCCCUGCUGGCAGUUCAUGGCCUAGUGGCCCAUGGCCAUUGGGGCCCCUUAAGCUUUUUAAAGUGCGAAAGGCCUUAGCAUCACUUUUUGUCAUCCUGUUUGCCCUCCUGCUUGCUGUGGUGGUCUGGCCCCUCCUUUCACUCCAUAGCAACCCAUGCCAUCGUUCCAAUACUCUAACCCGGUCAUUUCAUCUGGCCCUACAUUACAACGGCCCACCUCCUACCUGAUGAUGCAGAAUGCAGUACUGUAACAGCAGUGAGUUUGGUGCAUGUGUGGCCAAUGCGGUAGAUUUAUUUGGUGUACUAUGAAGUCAUCAAUCAUUUCUAUGAAACCACAUCUCACCCAGAGGUGUGGUGUGGUGUGGUGGAGUUGAGUUAAGGAAAAGCUUUGUUAUCUGUUUUGUUGAACAGUGUUGCAUAAGGAAUUAUACAGGGGUAUCCUUUUAAAGGCCUAAAAAAGUUGAACUCGAGGUAAUCACAGGCCAAGAGUUUAAACUAUAUGAGAAAGUGCACUUAAAGGGAUGGUUUACCCAGAAAUUAAAAUUCAUAAUUUACUCACUAUCAUGUUGUUACAAACCUGUAUAAAUUUCUUUGUUUUGAUAAACACGAAGGAAGAGAAAUGUUUUUACAAACCGUUCAUGAGCCCUACUGACUUCGAUAGUAUUCUUUUUCCUACAAUAGCAGUGAAUGGGACUCAAAAUUGGUCCUCAAAAUAUUUUCCAUCGUGUCAUAAGAAAAAAUAAAUGUAUACAGGUUUGUAACGACAUGAGAAUGAGAAAAUUAUCACAGUAUUUUCUUAAUGUAAACCAUACCUUUAAUUCCUUAAGUCCAAAAAAUGCCUUGUCAAAUAUGUUUACUUGAAUUUUCUAUAUAAAUAUGUUUGUGCAUGUUUCAGACUGACUGAUAUAUUUGCACAGUUAUAUGUUAAUGGUUGUUGACACUUUAUAGAUUUAUUAUGGAAGCAAAUAAAAUCAUUUAAAGUGCAGAUGACUUGUAAAUAAAAAAAAUUGCUUUUGUAUUUAUGUAUUCAAGAAAAAAAUGUCUACACCUGCAGUUGCUUUAAAAACUGCUGUUCAAAAACUGCAUAAAAUAUUUUUUAUAAUGGAAAAAAAAAACUAAAAUGAUUGUAUAUUUCAUAACAGUCAGAUUACAAUGAUUUCAUAAUGAACGAAUGUAUUGAAUAUUGUAAUCACUGAACUUUUAAAAGAGGGCAUUCGGCACUUUGGAAAUGACAUCCGUUCAAUAAAUGACAGUUUUGCACUGUAAUGUAAUAUUUUAUGACUUCUAAAAUAAAAGAGAUGA